Branchiostoma floridae (Florida lancelet) is the source of this 883-nucleotide messenger RNA. RefSeq lists its product as uncharacterized. Bases 25 to 702 code for a protein of 225 amino acids. NCBI's taxonomy places the organism in Eukaryota, Metazoa, Chordata, Leptocardii, Amphioxiformes, Branchiostomatidae. The record is from RefSeq and is a predicted model, not a curated record. The transcript is spliced from 5 exons.
ACUCGUGACAAUUGUACACACAUAAUGUGGAAGUUUCUCAUUACGCUCACGAGCUGCUUCUGUAUGAAGCGCUCUAACAAGGUGUCCCCUGUAGUGGAGGGAGAUGUGGAGAAGGAACCAGCACCAGAAGAGGAGGAAAUGAACCGCGGGACCACCGAAUGUCCAGUGGUGACCGCACAGCCUCCAAUGUCGCAGCCAAGGUCAAGCAAGUCGUCGGCCGACGUCCUUGCAGAGCUUCGACAAGACGGCCUGUUGCCCCUCAACACCCGGGGCGAGUCCGUCGCUUUCCAGGUGCUAGUCAAGCCCGCCUCCGAGCCCGACGCGCCCCCUCGCCGCCCAGUUAAGCUUGCGAAACUGGAGGAAACUCUCCAGGAGAGGCGCGAACGGGUCAAGAAGGAGUCCGCGGGAUCACGCACUAAACUGAGACAGCAACUCAGUGACGCCGCCAACAGACGUGACGAGAUGUUACAGAAUAGAUCACGAAAACUUGCAGAGAGCUCUAGGAGAGCAAAGGCCAAAGCAAGGGCAGCCAAGAAGGAGGGCAAGAGCACUGCCUUUGUUAUUUCCUCUGUCAGCGACACGGACGCCAUCGUUCCCCGGGACUCGGAGAAGGCGCAGGCUUUGGAGAAACGUCUUAGCAAGAGGAGAAAACGCGUCGCGAAAAGGAUCACAGCGGAAGACAUGAAGAAACAGCAGGAGUAAGCAGCUGAACGCAGGAGGGAGAACAGGAAAGAGACAGCAUGGAAGGCCAAAAUGUCGGGGAUGAGCAGCUGGGAUAAGGCUCUCGACUUUUAAUCAUUUUUAGAGAGUGGGAGAUCUAGAGGCGUGAUCUGGACGAGCAGUUGGAGACUGGAGAGUUUAUGCUCUGUUUUUUUUUUAAUUC